Histoplasma capsulatum G186AR is the source of this 1827-nucleotide messenger RNA. RefSeq names its product periodic tryptophan protein. Gene Ontology annotation, molecular function: protein binding. The transcript has 2 exons. Gene Ontology annotation, cellular component: nucleus. The record is from RefSeq and is a predicted model, not a curated record. Gene Ontology annotation, biological process: rRNA processing. Bases 1 to 1680 code for a protein of 559 amino acids. Lineage: Eukaryota; Fungi; Ascomycota; Eurotiomycetes; Onygenales; Ajellomycetaceae.
AUGUCUAUGAUAACAGCCACGACAUGGGUGCGUCGCGGUGUGGCUGCGCCUUUUCCUGAAAGAUAUGAAAUCGACGAAGCGGAGAUCAAUCGGAUAUCGGAGCUCGCGAAGAUUCAACUCGAGGGUGCCAAAACGGACUUAAAACAAGCGCAGCAUCAAAGUAGCAAAGACCAGAGGGAAGGGGAAGGGGAAGGGGAAGAGGAAGAGGAAGAGGAAAGCGAAGACGAUUCUGCGGAGCCAAGUGGAGAGGGAAAAGGAAGGGCAAAAGGCAGCGAUGGCAAAAAAAGCGACACCAUUGAUGAUGACCUAAAGGAAUACGACCUAGAUCAUUAUGACAGCGACCCUGUGGAUGAAAAUGGCGAACAAAUCACCAUGUUCGGCAAUAUCAGGUCACUUGCGUACCACCAACCCAACGAAGAGGAUCCAUAUUUGGUUGUUCCAGGGGGAGUCGACGACGACGACGACAAUGACGAGAGAGAAGAGCUACAGAUUUUACCCACCGAUAAUCUUCUAUUGGCUGCCAAGGUAGAGGAUGAGGUCGCACAGUUGGAAGUCUAUGUAUACGAAGACGAGGCAGAUAAUCUUUACGUACACCACGACAUCAUGCUGCCCGCGAUCCCAUUGUGCUUGGAGUGGUUAGAUAUACCCGUUGGCAGGAACUCAGAAAAUAGAUCCUACGGCAACUUUGUCGCAGUAGGCACGAUGGAACCAGAUAUCGAAAUUUGGGACCUGGAUAUCGUGGAUUGCAUGUAUCCAAACGCCAUCCUGGGCCAAGGCGGCCAGGAUGGAAACUCGGAGACCGGCGUGAAAAAGAAGAAGAAGAAAAAGGUUAAGAAAGUGAAUGACGAGUAUCAUGUGGACUCAGUCCUUGCAUUGGCAGCGAACAGACAACAUCGAAACCUGCUCGCGUCAGCUUCAGCCGAUCAAACUGUAAAGCUAUGGGAUCUGAACACGACCAAAUGUGCAAAAUCCUAUGCCAACCACAGUGAUAAAAUUUGUGCCUUGGACUGGCACCCGAAAGAAUCAACAGUCUUGUUGAGCGGAAGCUACGAUAGGACUGUUGUAGCUGCCGACAUGAGAGCUCCUGACGCAAAGGCCGCGAGAUGGCGGGUUGAAAGCGAUGUCGAAAACGUCCGAUGGGACCCUCACGACCCCAAUUUCUUCUACGUCACAACCGAUGGUGGGAUGGUAUACUGCCACGACGUCCGACAAGUGUCCGCUAUGCCGGAAAACACGAAGCCAGUAUGGAUGCUACAAGCGCACGAUUCCUCCGUUUCAUCCUUUGACAUCAACCCUACCAUCCCCGGCUUCCUUGUCACCGGCUCCACCGAUAAGCAAGUCAAACUCUGGAACGUGCAAGAUAGCAAACCCAAUAUGGUUGUCUCACGGAAAGUUGAAGUUGGCAAGGUCUUCUCCACCACUUUUGCGCCAGAUCAAGAGGUUAGUUUCCGCCUCGCGGUUGCGGGAAGCAAAGGGGUGGUACAGAUCUGGGAUACAUCUACGAAUGCCGCUGUGCGCAGAACGUUUUCUUCGCGCUUGGGGAGUUCAUUGGCAGGGGAAGUGAAGGAGCGAAUGAUUGGCAUUUCGCAGAACGACAGCAGUGACUCUGACGACUCCGGUGUGGCUGAGGGGGAUGGAGAUAUUGGUCGGGAUGGAUGGGAGUCCAUGGACGAGGAUUAAGAUGUUUAUUUGUCUGCUUACUUCACUACUCUUCAGAUCAUUCACUGUUUUCCCAUGGAGCAUUUUAUGGAGUUUCCUGGAUCAAAUUUUAAGUUGCUAGUGCAGUGAGAAAACAAGGUCAGAAAGGAAAGAGACGUUUAAUUUUGU